Molecule: messenger RNA, 408 nt
Organism: Dracunculus medinensis (Guinea worm)
Lineage: Eukaryota; Metazoa; Nematoda; Chromadorea; Rhabditida; Dracunculidae
Source: the annotation of a GenBank genome assembly
AUGAGAGUGAAGGAUAUCAAGAAGUUAUCUGUCUUUGACCACUCUUGUCUAAGGCACAUAUUACGGAUCCGUCGAGCGGAUAAAAUUUCACAAGAUCGCAUCUACCUUCGUUCAAAUACCACUUGCAUAAAUUAUCACAGAGCGCCACAUCAGUUGACGCAUAUUUCGUUAUUUGCUAAACCGUGUGACGGUUGGCGUCAAAAGCGAGGUGGGCUAAUCAAGACCUGGACUGAUACGGUGAGAAAAGAUUUUGAACGUAUAGGUGGACCAGCAAUAUAUGGACUUAGACGAUGGAAAAAGGAAUGGCUUCCAUUACUGUCGACGAUGGCAUCAGACCGCGCCGCUUGGAAGCGUCUUAUCCUUGUAGCCGUUGGAGCAAGCAUAACCAGUAAUUGUGGGAGUUGUUAG